Messenger RNA from Lactuca virosa, 672 nucleotides. Lineage: Eukaryota; Viridiplantae; Streptophyta; Magnoliopsida; Asterales; Asteraceae. The record is from the annotation of a GenBank genome assembly.
AUGCCACAAUUCUUCAUUCCAACCUGUGAGAUAAACCUCAAUAGCUUGGGUUUUGGCAACCCUUUUAAGGAAAUACUGGGACCCGCAAUCAAUGGGACGAUCAAUGUUCUAACAGCAGCAAAGGAAGUGGGAGUGAAACGUGUGGUUGUGACAUCAUCUGUUUCAGCCAUUGUACCCAGUCCUAAAUGGCCACCUCAUCUCCCAAAGACUGAGGAUUGCUGGGCUGAUGAGGAAUAUUGCAAGCAAAACCAGUUAUGGUACCCGCUUUCUAAAACCCUAGCAGAAAAAGCUGCAUGGGAUUUUGCUAAGGAGAAAGGAUUAGAUGUAGUUGUGGUCAACCCUGGAACAGUGAUGGGUCCCAUUCUUCCUCCAACACUUAAUGCAAGCAUGCUGAUGAUUCUUCGCCUUAUCCAAGCAACUGGAAGGCAUUUAUGUGUUGAAGCCAUUUCCCAUUAUGGUGAUUUUGCAGCCAUGGUUGCACAAUUAUACCCUCAGUAUAAUAUCCCCAGGUUUUCAAAAGACACCCAACCGGGGUUAUUGAGAUCAAAGACUGGAUCGAAAAAGCUUAUGGAGUUGGGCCUUGAGUUCAUUCCUAUGGAGCAGAUUAUCAGGGACAGUGUUGAGAGUUUGAAAACCAAAGGCUUUAUAACUUGAAUGGGAUUUUUAAUUAUG